AUGCCUCUCAAUGCAUUAUUAGGGAUACAAGGAGCAGUAUUUCUUUUGACAUGUGCUAGAUUGUUAGGCAUUUCUGACUUCAUUUUAUGCACUAAUAAUUCUACAAUAGCCAAGAUAUCUGUAGAAAUGAAAACGUAUUAUAAUCUGAAUUUAGGGGAUCAUGACCUGUAUAAAAUUUAUCGACAUUCUGACCGGGCUCUAAUAAUGGAAACAGAUCCAAAUUUUAGGUUUAAAAAAGGACCUUAUCACAGCUUUUAA
Funneliformis caledonium is the source of this 258-nucleotide messenger RNA. NCBI's taxonomy places the organism in Eukaryota, Fungi, Glomeromycota, Glomeromycetes, Glomerales, Glomeraceae. The record is from the annotation of a GenBank genome assembly.